AUGAAAAUUUUUUUACAAUUUUUCAAUGCCUUAGACAAGGGAGAAUUGCCCAUUCCGAAUGUUUUACAACCUCAAACUCUAUCAAAAUCCACAUCUGUCCGCAAUUUAAGUUUGAGUCCUUCAAUUCGUUGUAUUAAUAGACAAACAACGUCAAUUUUGUCUGAUGAUAAUAGAGAAGAGGGACAAUCGCCUUCCCUUUCUUUGGACAGCGAUUUUCUUUUGCGAGAAAAGAACUCAACAACAGCAUCAUCAGUUGAAAAUGAUGAAGUUCAAUCGCAAACAACAGAUUGUACAAGUAAUUCAAUUGCUAAUGCCUCUACACAUUUGCCCUUAGAAGGUAGUGGAGGUACGGGGGCGUUGUUGGACUUGUCUCGAUUUAAAACUGAAAAAGUUAUUGGAAGGACAGUUCCAUGUUUUCCACAUUCAUCAGAUUCUGACUGUGAAUGUGACGAUAGUGCUAAUAAUAAUCGACAGACCAAAAAAACUUUGUUGUCAUCAUCAGAGAAACAACAACAAAGUUUAUUUUUAUCUUCUCUGCCUUCUGCUCAAUUACAAUCUACUCUAAAUUCUUUAAAUUCUUCUUCUCUAAUUUCAUCAGCAUCUUCUCCUUCUCCAAAACUUUCUUCAUUAAUUAUUCCAGAAAAUAACAAAAAAGAAGAAAAAUCACAACAAAUUUCAACAAAAUUAGAAGAAGAAAAUUCUCAUAAAAAUUCUCUCCCUCCAACCAAUAAUUUUUGUUUAUCAACAACUUUUAAAGAAGAAAAUCUUGCCAAUAUUUCUAUUAGUGAUAAAACACUUACUGAAGAUAUAAACAUUAAAGUUGAAUUAUCUACUCGUCAAAAUCUUUCUUUAUUUUUGGCUUCGUCUUCUUCCCCUUCACCUCCUUUGUUAGUGAAGGAUGGAAGUUUAGACAGUCAUCAACAAUUAAAACCUAGCGAAUAUGAGUUAUCAACAAUUCGCGGACUUUUAAGCCUUGAUGAAUAUUCAAAAACUCAUCUAUUUUGUGUACUUUUGCAUAGACCAGUUGGACUUGAUGAAGUUAGUGUUGGUCUUUUAUUAUCCGAAAGGCCUCUUGUUCGUUCUACGCCAGAAAGAAAUUCUUUAAAUUAUGCUAUUGAAAUUAGUAAAGUAACUUGUGGUUCUAUUGCUGAGAAAAAUGGGUAUUUAAUGCAAGGCGAUAGGGUUUUCUUUAUUCAACAUGAGUCGACUGAGAAUAUGCGCGUAAAAGAAGCUAGAACAUUAUUACGUUCACGAGCCCCGUCAGUUCAUUUAAUUGUUGGACGCCGUCAAGGAUUAUUAUAUCAACAACAACAUAAUAUUACAAAUUGUUUAACUAAUUCGUCUACAAGUGGUAGUAGAACAGCUUUGAGUGCUUCAAGUACUUCUAGUUUAACUGCUCUUUCUGAAUAUCAGGAAGAUCACCAAUCUUCUAUUUUUUUGACUGAUCCAGCAUUGGAGAGAUAUGCUCCAGACUCUAUUCUUGUUACUUUACCUAAAUCUGAACUUAUUAUGGGUUUAUCACUUGAUGGUGGUUUAAGCUCACGUUUUGGCGAUCGUCCAAUUUUUGUCAAGAGAGUUUUUGCUGCAGGAGAAGCAGCUCUAGAAGGCAGAAUUUCUCCAGGCGACGAAAUUCGAAGGAUACAAAUAUAUACAAAAAAUAUUAUUUUUUUUCUUUUGAUUAUUGGAUAUAUGUAUGUACUUUAUUAG
Messenger RNA from Meloidogyne enterolobii, 1707 nucleotides. Lineage: Eukaryota; Metazoa; Nematoda; Chromadorea; Rhabditida; Meloidogynidae. The record is from the annotation of a GenBank genome assembly.